CCAUGGCCCGACGCGAGGAUCCGCGCAAGUAUGAGGCGCCCGACAGCGUGACCGAGAUCCCGAUCAUGGACUUUCGCGACUCGGACGACGUCGGCGGCGAGCCGCGGCGCCGCUUCAACCCACGCAUCCUCAUGGCGAUCGCGGGCGUCUGCGUGAUAGCCGCCGCCGGUGUCGCUGUUGCCGUUGUCAUGUCGACCAAAGGCUCGUCGUCGCUAAGCGGCUCAGCGAACGGCAAGUCGGGGCAGACGACUGGCAGCGGCAGCGACAUGUCGGGAAGCAGUACCGGCGGCGGCGGCAACUCGACCGAUAGCGGUGCGCUCAACGUGCCCCAGUCCGACCCCGAGACCGACCCGAUUCUGGCCACGAUGUUGUCGAUCGGCGACUGGGGCUCAACCACCGGCAAAAAGGCGGACGGCAGCAAGCCCGGGUCGUGCUGCAUCGUCUACUUGACCGCCGACUCGAACUGGGGCAAGGUUGACAUCUCCAAGCCUCGGUACAAGGUCGACUACUACGCGCAGGCCAACGUGGCGACGCUCAUGGCGCAGUCGGCGGCGUCGCUCAAGCCCAAGCCGUCGCGCAUUCUCAGCAACGGCGACAACAUCUACUGGAAUGGCGUCGGGAAGGACGAUGCAGCGUACCGCUUCCAGACGACGUUCGAAGAGAUGUACAACCAGCCCGAUCUGCAAGGCAUCACGUGGCUCAACGUCGCGGGCAACCACGACAUUGGCGGCGCCAGCUUCAUCUGCGGCGACGACGACGACAACUUUCGCAAGUGCACGAGCACGGAAGAGCUUCUGACGUACCUCGACUCCAAGUUUGGUCUCCAGCAGACGUACAAGAGCCCGAACCAGGACCGUUGGAAGCUCACGGACCACUACUACAUUGACCGCGUGACCAAGAACGGCAUCACGAUCGACGUGCUCAACCUCGACACGAACCACGCCGACGCCCACGGCGCGCCCGAGACGUGCUGCCAGUGCUACGGCUACUCGAGCAACACGGGCCAGCCCGCGGGCUUUGAUCCGUGCAAGACGGUGGCGCGCGGUGACAAGUUUUGCUGCGGUGGCGACACCGACAUGUACGACAAAUGCAUCGCCAAGAUCGAAUCGUGGGCCAAAAUGAGCUACGACGGCGCGGUGAAAGACUUGUCGGCGACGACGGCUGAUUUCAAGGUCGUCAACACACACUACUCGCCGCACUACCACAUGAACCCGACGCGCAUGAAGUUGUGGCACGACCUCACAAAGAAGUACAAGAUCCACGCGUGGAUCAACGGCCAUACGCACGGCUUCAACCACGACAUUGCGCCGUGGAACACGCACUUUUUCGUCAACGGCGCGGGCGGCGGCAUCUCGUCGCAGUCGGCCAUGACGGCCACGACCGCCUACGGCGUCACCACGAAAUGGGCUGCUGCCGGCCAGCCGUAUGGCUUUAUGGAGCUGAGUUUUUCCAAGCAGUGGAUGAAGGUGCAGUUUGUGACCUUUGACAACAAGUGGGUCUUUGGCGGCUUUGACCCGAGCGCGACGACGGUCGGCGGUCUCGCGCGCGGCCACUGCUGGUACAUCCACAAGUCGGGCUUGAUUCCCGGCGUCGAGUGCAAGUCGUCCGUCAACGGCGCGCUCGGAUCCCCGUAAAGAGGCGCGUAUUUAUUGCCACAACACGAC
Messenger RNA from Saprolegnia parasitica CBS 223.65, 1664 nucleotides. RefSeq lists its product as hypothetical. The record is from RefSeq and is a predicted model, not a curated record. The annotation marks the transcript as partial. NCBI's taxonomy places the organism in Eukaryota, Oomycota, Saprolegniomycetes, Saprolegniales, Saprolegniaceae. The transcript has 6 exons. Gene Ontology annotation, molecular function: ferrous iron binding; ferric iron binding; acid phosphatase activity.